This is a messenger RNA of Amborella trichopoda, 1732 nucleotides long. RefSeq lists its product as uncharacterized. Gene Ontology annotation, molecular function: protein binding. Lineage: Eukaryota; Viridiplantae; Streptophyta; Magnoliopsida; Amborellales; Amborellaceae. The record is from RefSeq and is a predicted model, not a curated record.
UUUUCCAAUAGUUAUGUGUCCGUUUGGAGGACCCAAAAUUCAGCUGUGUGGAGUACGCUGCGCUAUUGCCGUUAGAUUUUACCGGGAAGUUUAUAUGCUGCGUCAGUUUUGAAAAGUGAGGAAAGAGGAGAGAGUUUUUCAGAAGCAAGUAGAGAGAAAGAGAUGUUGCAGGUGAAGAGCUUGAGAAAGGCCCUCAUUCCUCCCUCUCUCCUCAUGGACCCAUCCCCUGCAAAUCUUCAGUCCACUCGCCUUGCUCUUCAUGUUAAUGAAGAUGCCUCAUCUUGUUCGGUAUAUGUUGCUUCUGGGUGUUGCGUUUACAAUGUGGUGAUAUCUAUGGAGGAUACUAUGGUUACAAGGGGAAAGGAGAGCCUUUUGAUUCCGGUGCCGGCACAAACAAUCCGUGCAUCUUUGGUUAAACGGUGCCCUCAUCGUACAGAGAUCCAGAGUAUAGCACUUGCAGAUACUCAAUGUGACAUGGGCAUGAUACUGGGAACAGUGGAUUCUUUUGGUCAUGUAAUCAUCUCUAGAUUGGAUCCAAGCAAUGAAGAUGUUGAAAGGCUUACAUUUACAACUUUGCCUCAAGAUUUCGGUGUGGGAGAGAGUAGUUGGGCAGGAAUAUGUUUCUGUCCAAGUCGAUGGUCCACGGCUGCAGUAGCUCGUAGCUUCUGCAAAAGUAUUGACAUUUACGACCAGGAUAUUCAUCUCCAAACUCUACGAACUUUGUGGCAUCCGGCUUCUAUAUGUUUCCUACAAAGUUUGUCCUAUGAGUAUGAGAAUUCUUCUAUUCUAGCCGUUGCAGAAGGCUGCCAGCUGACUAUCUGGGACCUAAGAACAAAGCACAAUGGUGGUUGUGUAGAAAGAGUUUCUGGCUCACUUGGACAUCCCUUUUAUGCUGUUUGUAGUUCCUCCAGUGGAACUGUAGCUAUUGGUGGCGCUGACCGGACAGUAACCAUUUAUGACAGUCGCAAAUGGACAGCCUUGUCAAGAUGGGUAAAUUGCUCGAAAUAUGAGAUAACAGGUCUUGCAUUCUCCUCAUUUGACCCCGAUCAUAUUUAUGUCCAAGGUGUUGAUUAUGAGGUCUGUUGCGGUAAAUGGCAAGGAAAUGAAAAAGCAUUUUCAUUUAGAGGGGAUUCUAACUGGCUAGGAUUCAGUAAGUGUUCUAAGAUGGAUGUUUUAGCCGGAUGGUGCGAGUCUGGUAACAUCUUUGUGGCUGAUGUCAAGGGACCAAUAGAUUGACAUAUGGAGCCCUACCGGUUAAUUCCCCAUUUCGAUCCUCAGGAUUAGGUUUGGGAAAGUAUUGUUCCAAUAGGGAACAUGGUUUUUGGUAGACAAUGCUUUAGGGGGGCAUCCACAGCCAACAGCCAACAGCCAACAAUGAAGCGUGGAGAUUUAACUGAAAAUGGUUAAUGUCCCUAUGGGUUCUGCUAUGCUUAAUUGCAACCAUUUAUUCACAGAAAUGGAUGAUGGAUGCCUUCUGGAGUUCCAUGUACCAUUCUUCAUUGGACCAUGAUAAACCUUCCCCAAGGGUUUUCGCAUUUAGUACUCAGAUUAACUCUCGAAGAGAGAGUAUUGGCAGGAUUAAGUCCAAGGAGAAAUAGCUUGUGCCAUGCCACCACCCCCUUUGCCUUACCAUUUAUAGUGAUGAAUGCACCUUUCUGGUUUACCCUAUGUUCCAAAGAAUUGUUUGAGAAAAUAAUCUAAUUAAAAAAUUGAUUAAAGAAUUAUUAUUUUA